AUGUCAGUUUACGGGAGCGUGCCAUUAUUUGACUGUAAAAGUGAUGAGUGGGGAGUUCAUAGUGCACAGUUGAAAAAUUUCUUUGUGGCUAAUGGUAUUAACGAUACAAGCGACGUGAAUGGUGUUAAACGACGUGCUAUAUUACUUAAUUGCAUGUCACAGGACUCAUAUCGGUUAACUCGUGAUUUGUUAUUUCCAAUUGUGCCCGAGUCGGCCACCUACAGUGUGAUUGUAGAUACUUUGGAUGCUCAUUUUCAACCCAAAAAAUGCAUAUAUGCGGAACGGCAGAAAUUCUAUUCGGCUAAGAAAGACCCCCACGAGUCCCUACCAGAAUAUGCUGCGCGUAUUCGUGGCUUGGCAUCUACAUGUCAGUUUGGUACUUCGCUAGAAAUGUGUAUGACGGAUCGUUUCGUCCUCGGCGUUGACUCCCCAGUUGUACGAGAGAAGUUAUUUCGGGAAGAUCCUGGACAACUCAAAUUAACACGAGCAGUCGAGGUAGCAGGAGCAGUAGAAAGCGCGCAACGGGUUGCGUGUUCAGAUCUGGCAGCGCUCAAUAUUAAAUCUGAAUCGGUGCUGUACGCGGCUGAGCGGACAGAGCGGCGCCAUGCGACCGCUGGCAGGAGCCGCGACGUCGGCAGCGGCGGCAGCGGCGGCAGCGGUCAUUUAAAACGUAUGUGUGCCUCGAAAAGUGUUCGUAUGGUUGACCGUAAUAACAUUAAGUCACGUAGAAAUAGGAAUAGCGAAAGGCGAAGUAAUUUUAUCAGUGAAUGUGAUAACGAGAGCGAAAACAGCGAUUAUGCGCUGUUAAAUAAUAUUAGAUGUUCUGAGGGUGCGCCGAUGACUGUGGCGGUGACCGCGGACGGGAAACCGUUUAGCAUGGAAAUAGACUCGGGCAGCGCGGUGUCGGCAAUGCCGUCGGCGGUGUGGCGCAGGUAUUUUUCUAAAACCCAUCCACUCGGUGAGUCUGAUAAAAUCUUACGUACUUAUAACGGUUCGUUGUUGUCACCUAUUGGAGUAUGUGAUUUAUUGAUUACGUAUAAUAAUAACUCUCAGUACAUUCGUUUUUAUGUGGUAAAUAAUGGCCCAGUUUCGCUUCUUGGCAGGGAUUUUUUGUAUAAAUUUAAUUUAGCACUAGUGACUGUAAAUCACUGCUCAGCAAAUAAGUACAGCUCAAUUUUAAAAAAAUAUAGUUCUCUGUUUUCUGACAACCUUGGUACUUUUAAUCGCUAUAAGUUGACAUUACAUUUGAAGGAGGGCGCUGUCCCAAAAUUUUGUAAAGCUAGAACAGUGCCCUUUGCACUCAAGGACAAAGUGAGUGCGGAGUUAGAUAGACUGGUACGGAUAGGUAUUUUAAAACCGGUUUCUUAUUCGAAGUACGCGUCACCGAUUGUUGCCGUUUUAAAAAAGAACAACGAAGUACGUAUCUGUGGCGAUUAUUCAGGUACAAUUAAUAAAAUAUUAAAAGUGGAUUCGUAUCCACUACCCAAAUUGAAUGAGUUAUGUGCUUCCUUGCACGGUUGUCGCUAUUUUAGCAAGCUCGAUUUGUCACAAAGCUAUAAUCAAUUUUUACUAGACGACCAGUCUCAAGAAUACACAUGUAUAAAUACACAUAAGGGGUUAUUUGUUUACACUCGGCUAGUGUUUGGCUUAGCAAACGCACCAGCGCUAUUCCAGCGUGCAAUGGUUCAAUUGUUGAACGGCAUAGAUGGAGUCGUAUGUUUCCUCGACGAUGUGCUUAUUGCCGCAUCUACUCCCGAAUUACACUGGGAACGCGUAGAACAAGUUUUGAUUCGACUAAGAGAUGCUGGACUUAUAUUGCAAAAAUCUAAAUGCUAUUUUCUUCAGGAAAAAGUGGAAUAUCUGGGGUUUAUCAUAGAUCGGGAGGGAAUUCACAAAAAUCCAGAUAAAAUUAGAUUAUUGAUGUCAAGUUUCAUACCGCAAGCGGCGGCGUUACUAGAACCACUACAUACUUUGUUGCGAAAGGAUAUCGAGUGGGAGUGGACAGACGAGCACCAAAAAGCGUUUAAUGCUGUUAAAAGGGAAUUGAGUUCAUCACGAGUGUUAGCUCACUAUGACCCCCGACAGCAGCUCGUGCUUACCGUAGACGCGGCGCCAAGUGGGCUGGGCGCGGUUCUAGCAGCGCGCUACCACGACGGUGCCGAACGUCCCAUCUGCUAUGCGUCACGAGCAUUAAACAAAAGCGAACGUGCAUAUAGCCAGAUUCAAAAGGAGGCGACGGCCAUCAUUUAUGAAAAAGGAGUACCUCAAAUGACUGAAUCUAGGCUUCAACGAUAUGCAUUAUUUCUCGCUGCUUAUAAUUACAAAAUUGAAUUCGUUAGCAGUGGAAAUAAUGUUGCUGAUUAUUUAAGUCGGUUUCCUGUGGAAAUGGAACCGCAAGAAGUAAUUAAUGACACCGAAAUGCCUAGUUAUAUUAACGCACUAGCGGCGGCCGGUGCGACAUUGCCCGCCUCAUUGGAGGAGAUGCGGUCGUCUACUGCUGCCGACAUUACACUUUCUGAUGUAAUACAAUAUAUAAAUAAAGGGUGGCCACGGAAAGUACGAGUAGAAUUGCUGCCAUACAGUCGGUGUCAGCACGAGCUUCAUGUUGACAAUGGAUGUUUAAUGCGCGGACAUCGCGUGGUCGUACCCGAGGUAUACAGGUCGGCUGUGAUACAAGAACUCCAUGCUGCGCAUUUAGGCAUAAUGAAAAUGAAGUCGUUGGCUCGAGAGCGUUGUUGGUACCCGGGUAUUGACCGUGAUAUUGAACAAACAGUGUCCAACUGUGACCGUUGCAUUUCCGUUCGGUCAGCUCCCCCGAAAGCUCACAUGGAAUCAUGGAAUUGGCCUGUAUCUGUUUUUGAUAGAAUUCAUUUGGACUAUCUUGGGCCCUUAAGUAGUAAAAUAUUUCUUGUUUUAGUCGAUGCUCAUAGUAAAUGGAUUGAAUGCUUGGAUAUGCCAAAUAUGACGUCUCAAAGUUUAAUUUUAAAUUUAAAAAAAGUAUUUUCGAGAUUCGGUUUGCCUAAAACAAUUGUGACAGACAACGCAACAACUUUUACAUCUUCUGAGUUCGGAAAAUUUUGUGACGUCAACGGUAUCACUCACAUAUUGUCUCCCGUUUAUUCGCCGCAAAGUAAUGGACUCGCCGAAAACGCGGUUAAAACAUGCAAACGAUUUAUUAAAAACGCGCUUAAAGAUUGUUCCAUAAAAAAUAUAGGUAGCCGAUUAGAUGAUUAUUUAUUUUAUUACCGAAAUACGCCACACUGCACGACUGGUGUAUCGCCGUCAGUACUCAUGUUCGGUAGGAAUCUACGAUGUAAACUCGACCUCAUAUCUGUCCGACCGUCGGCCACAGGUCCUAACCCAAUGUUGAUUAAUAACCGUGUACGGCUGAACCAGGAACGCCAACGACGUUGUUUCGGUGGCAAAGGACGAUACUUUUCGCGAUAUGAUAAGGUUUGGAUUAGAGACUAUCGAUUUAAUCCAAAAAGACCGGUGUGGGUGUUAGGAUCGGUCGUCAGUCGUGUCGGUAAGGUUGUUUACGAUGUUGCUGUAAAGGACACUGAUAUCGUUUGGAGGCGUCACAUUAACCAGUUACUGGAUGCGAAGACUUAUAAUGGUAACGUGAAUAGUUCCGCUUGGUCAUAUGAUAAGUACGACAACGGGACAACCUGUUCUUUGACCCACGAUCUAACUACGGAGCCGUUUCAGUCAGACUCGCCAACUACGGCUCCAGGGUUAGGAGUGGAAGGCGAGGUGCGGCCGUCUACACCGGCCGGCUCGCCGGAGCCGCGGGCGCCCAACGAUGCCGAUUACGACUCGUACGGCACGCCUCCCAACGAGGCGCCCGAGCGGUCACCACCGCGCGCCGCCUCUGUUCCUGGAGUCCGCCGCACACGAUCGGGACGCCCAGUUCAUCCACCCAAAAGAUUAUUUUUUUAG
Molecule: messenger RNA, 3939 nt
Organism: Galleria mellonella (greater wax moth)
Lineage: Eukaryota; Metazoa; Arthropoda; Insecta; Lepidoptera; Pyralidae
Exons: 4
Coding region: 1-3939 (1312 amino acids)
Biological process (GO): DNA integration
Molecular function (GO): nucleic acid binding
Source: RefSeq, a predicted model, not a curated record